GCUAUGUACGGCAACUCCACUUGGACAAACCACACGCUGCAAUAUCAUUUCCCGGCAAGAGCAUAACAACAGAAACGUAGAUACCUGUGGUCUGUUUCAGCAGCUACAGGAGGAAAAAUAACCUCGGGGGGGUGUCCAGUCUGUUAAUAUCAAGUAAGGCAAGUCGUUUGGUGUAACAUGUCCUCUCCAGAGAUCGCCUCUCUCUCCUGGGGCCAUAUGAAGGUGAAGGGAUGCUCCUCCAGCUACAAGGACUGUAAGGUCUGGCCUGGAGGCAGCCGGGCCUGGGACUGGAGAGAGACUGGGACUGAUCAUUACCCAGGAGUACAACCUGCUGAUCUGGAGGAGGUGCUGAAGAAGGGAAUAGACUUGCUGGUCAUCGGCAGAGGCAUGAGUGAGGCUCUGCAGGUUCCCUCCUCCACUCUGGACUUUGUGAAGCAGAAAGGUGUUGAUAUCAAAGUCCUGCAGACAGAGAAGGCUGUUGCUGAAUACAACAAACUAGCUGGCAAGGGUGCCAAGGUGGGUGGGGUCUUCCACUCCACCUGUUGAGGAUUUAACCCUCCGAUUUGCUGCACCAAAUUCGAUGACCUCCACAACACGGGGGGCAGCUUGUAGUGCACCACUGCCCGCAGUCUCUGUUUGAAGUGGGCACUUUAAACCAGCCCAGGAUUUACUAUCUGAACUGAGAAAGAGAUCUGGAGCUAACAGAAAUCUUUUUAAAUCAGUGAACUCAGACAGAAGACAUUGAUAUAUUUGACUCCAGCUGCAUUCAGGAUGAUGAGGAUUGAAUCUGGUUAAUUUAAUACUUGUGUAAACAGUGUGGGAUUCAGUUUGUUACUUUCUGAUCAGUUUUGAGGAAAAUAAAAGUGCAGUGACCACUUUUCAUCAGUCAGGUAAAGAAGACACGGAUCAGAGGUGACGCUGUUGAUUGAAGGGAGUGAAUGAAUGUACAGCAGUUUUCAUGAGGUGAGAAUGUAGUUCUGCUUGUCUGCUACACAAAAUAAAAAGAGAAAAUGAAUCAUCUCCACCACCAGUUUGUCUUUAUAAGAAACAAUCGUUGAUACAAAAAUAUUCUACAUACAAGUGGCGCACCGUUGCUAAAAAACACUCUUGUGCCUCCCACAACUUCACCAUGAAUUAUUUUUCUGCGUGCUGUUUGCUUUCCAAUUUUAAAAAAUGAAUUUGUUUUAAAGAGAAAGCAAAAAUGGUUUUGUAUUUUUGGAAAUGUAAAUCAGCAUUGAGACAGCGAACACUAAUGAAGGGAACGUGGCUGGUGAUGAGUGAG
Chelmon rostratus (copperband butterflyfish) is the source of this 1282-nucleotide messenger RNA. RefSeq names its product adipogenesis associated, Mth938 domain containing (gene aamdc). Gene Ontology annotation, biological process: positive regulation of fat cell differentiation. The coding region runs from base 178 to 546 and encodes 122 amino acids. The transcript is spliced from 5 exons. Gene Ontology annotation, cellular component: cytoplasm. The record is from RefSeq and is a predicted model, not a curated record. Lineage: Eukaryota; Metazoa; Chordata; Actinopteri; Chaetodontiformes; Chaetodontidae.